This is a messenger RNA of Striga asiatica, 636 nucleotides long. NCBI's taxonomy places the organism in Eukaryota, Viridiplantae, Streptophyta, Magnoliopsida, Lamiales, Orobanchaceae. The record is from the annotation of a GenBank genome assembly.
AUGAAUUUAUCAAGUUGUGAAUAUAGCAGUGGGUGUGAAUCUGGAUGGACCAUGUAUUUAGAUCAACUUUCCAACUCAAUCGAUCAUCACAAUUACAAUCAUCAAUACCAAGAUAAUAAAAACGGAGAAUUUGCGAAUCAAGAACACGAUGAUGAUGAUGAUGAUGAUGAUGAAGAUAUGUCGAUGAUUUCGGAUGCAUCAUCUGGGCCUCCUCAUUUUCACCAUAACGAUGCUUCUGCUUCUGCUUCUGCUUCUGCUGAUGCUGCUACUUCUGCUUAUUCUCAGUAUUACGGCUAUUAUACGCCUUCUAUUUAUGAGGAUACAAACAAUACUAACAAGAGCAACACAAAAGAGACAAUUUCUAGGUCCAAAAAACACCAGAGUUUGUGCCUUGAUGACACUGCCAGCUCCCCAAUUUACGAUUUUUCCCAGGACAAUGUGGCUCCUUCUCAUGACUACUCACAAGUGGUGAAUAUUCCAGGACAAAAAAGCAUUUUGGUUUCUUCAAAUCCUCCACAAAAGGAAAAGGAAAAUCUGUUUCCUGGGAAGAAAGAGGCAAUAAUUAAGAAACUUCCAUUUUCUUGUUUAUUUUGCUGCAAUUGUUUAAGAGAUGGAGGACUUCAGGAGCAAAAGUGA